Seminavis robusta is the source of this 630-nucleotide messenger RNA. The record is from the annotation of a GenBank genome assembly. NCBI's taxonomy places the organism in Eukaryota, Bacillariophyta, Bacillariophyceae, Naviculales, Naviculaceae.
AUGCAAUCCCUUUCUCUCUUUUCUCACCGUAGUGGAAGGCUUCUAGUUCUUCCUCGAGGCAGAUUUGCUAUUAGGAGUCGAGCAAGCAGCUAUUAUCCACAGCCGCCGCCGCCUCUCUUUGACCUUUGUGUUCGACGUGCCUACGGCGAAGCAUUGGAACGAGUUCGCGCCCACCCACACGAGGCUCGCUUCAAACAUCCACGCAACUGGACCGCACUGCACUGCUGUGUCGAACACGUGGCGCCAUUGAAAUUGGUCAAGGCAAUCUACGAGGCAAACCCACAAUCGCUUACCACCACGGAUUGGCAAGGGUUGACACCCCAAGAUGCAGCCGUGGAUUUGGAAACCAAGGAGUUCUUGAGACAACAAACUGAAUUGCAUCAGACGGCCAAAAAUGACACCGGGAACUCUACUACUAUCGAGGAAGCAACUGGUGCCAUAUCGGAGCAAGGUACUAGUAGCACUGGUACAAUCUACGACAAGGCAAAUGAUCCCAUGCUAUUAGGAAAAGUGCUGGUACACGCAAAUAGCUUGUCAGACAAGAUAUCUGAACUGAACGAAACAACCAGAGCACUUCAGAACGAAGUUGAUGCACUCAAGGCGACUUUGAAAGGAAUGGGGGCCAAGUAG